ACAAACAAAAACAAGCACAUCAACAAUUAUAAAAUACAAUUAAUUGAAAAUAUUAAUGCAAAAUAAAGUAUUAUUGUUUAAAGAAAAAAGUAAGUAAACUAUUAUUAUUACUUAGAGAUGUAUGAAGUCUCUAAAUGUUGAAUUACAAAAAAAAAAAAAAACAGAUACAAAAAGAAAUCUAAAAUUACUUAGAGGUGUAAAUAUCUCUAAAUGUCAGAACUAAAUGAUUUUUAUCAAAUUAUCCUUAGAGAUGUAAAGAGUCUCUAAGAGUCAAAAAUUCAGUAUAAUUAAAACAUUCAUCAGGAUAAAAGAAACAUACGAGAACCGAAUGAGGUGUCUCUCUAAGACUAAUUUGAUAAAAGUCAUUUAGUUCUGACAUUUAGAGAUAUUUACACCUCUGGAUAAUUUCAGUUUUUUUUUGUAUCCCUUUUUUUUAUUAUUAUUAUUUUAGUAAUUUUUUUGUAAUUGUAUUUUAUACUUAAUUGUUGAUGUGCUUGUUUUUGUUUGUAUGUAAAUUCCAUGUUGACGUGUAAAAGUGCCCUUGUGGCCUAUUUGCUGAAUAAAUGUUGAAGUUGAAGCAGACCAGUCUCCACAUGGCUUUAUUCCAGGUACGGCAUCCCUCGCGACGAAAGCGCAAAUUUCCGUCGCGCAGUAGAAACACUGUGCCCCGCCUACUGUCAGAACAAGUCCAUCUGGCUGGCCUCCGAGAUCACCAUGGUGCCACCCAACAUCCUCAGCGAGCAUGGAGUGAAGCUGUCAAGGCUGCUGCAGCGGCCCGGGGAAUAUGUCCUGGUGUUCCCCGAAGCCCAUUCCUGCUCAAUAACUACUGGGUUCGGGAUAUCGGAGAGUGUAUACUUUGCAUCAAACGCUUGGCUGACGGAUGUGUUUAAACUGUUUCAAGAGCUGCGCAACAGCUGCGAGCCGACCAUGUUCUCCCUGGAGCAGCUCCUCCUGAACGGCAGCGCCGACUCCUCGGCCCCUCACCAGGUGUGCUCCGUGCUGGCCACGCUGCUCAGCGCCGAGCUGGAGCACCGCCGCGCCCUCGACCACAAGGGGCUCAAGGUGCAAGAACGUCCCCCAUCGUCGGCGCCGCUCAACACGUCGUACUUCCGCGCGUGGAACACUCGCGACCAAGACGAGUGCGAGUACUGCCGCUCCACCCUGUUCCUGUCCAAGGUUAGACAUCACUAAACGUAGCUCGCAGUAUCAACCCCCGCCGCCGCCGGUCACGUAGUCCGCGCGUGGAACACUCGCGACCAAGACGAGUGCGAGUACUGCCGCUCCACCCUGUUCCUGUCCAAGGUUAGACAUCACUAAACGUAGCUCGCAGUAUCACACCCCGCCACCGCCGGUCACGUAGUCCGCGCGUGGAACACUCGCGACCAAGACGAGUGCGAGUUCUACCGCUACACGCUGUUCCUGUCCAAGGUUAGAAAUCACUAAACGUAGUUCGCAGUAUCAACCCCCGCCGCCGCCGGUCACGUAGUCCGCGCGUGGAACACUCGCGACCAAGUCGAGUGCGAGUUCUACCGCUACACGCAGUUCCUGUCCAAGGUUAGACAUCACUAAACGUAGCUCGCAGUAUCAACCCCCGCCGCCGCCGGUCACGUAGUCCGCGCGUGGAACACUCGCGACCAAGUCGAGUGCGAGUUCUGCCGCUCCACCCUGUUCCUGUCCAAGGUUAGACAUCACUAAACGUAGCUCUCAGUAUCACACCCCGCCACCGCCGGUCACGUAGUCCGCGCGUGGAACACUCGCGACCAAGUCGAGUGCGAGUUCUACCGCUACACGCAGUUCCUGUCCAAGGUUAGACAUCACUAAACGUAGCUCUCAGUAUCACACCCCGCCACCGCCGGUCACGUAGUCCGCGCGUGGAACACUCGCUACCAAGACGAGUGCGAGUACUGCCGCUCCACCCUGUUCCUGUCCAAGGUUAGACAUCACUAAACGUAGCUCUCAGUAUCACACCCCGCCACCGCCGGUCACGUAUUCCGCGGCCUUAUAGCCAUGCACUUAUAAUCAUUUUCUCAAGUUCCGCGCGUACAGGACAACACUCGUCUUGUUAACACAUUACGUAACUAUGUCGAAAGUUUAAAGGGCCAUAUUUACUGUAAAACGUUGUACGAUACAUGUGAGAAUUUCCUAUUUUUCGCCCUUGUAUCGUAAUGUACAGUCGCCAUCAGAUAUAUCGGAGCGGUCGAGGUGCUCAAAAAUAUCUGAACACGCACUUUUAACGCCUUGAUAAUAGACGUGUGUUCAGAUAUUUGGCUGUUAUUUGGGUUAGUAAAUAUUUCAUAGAAAGUUUAUAAUAUGCGUGUAGAUAAAAUAGUGUACGUAACUGUACAUAAUUAGGCAUUAAAACACUCGUGUGAUCUUUUUAAGAAACUCACUUCGUUCGUUUCUUAAACCCACACUCGCGUAUUUUAAUGCCUUUUAUUAUGUAGCAGUUACCAUAACUACGAUUACAACCCUUUAACUUUUCGACAUAGUUACAUAAUGUGUUAAUUUACGCACUAGUGCGGAAAAGUAGCAGCAUGUGUACUGUAAUAGUACAUUGUGCAACGAGGGGGGAAAGUGAAAUUUUGGACACGAGGGUGAUAAUCUAAGACUCGAGUUUGCAAUAUUCUUACCCCCGGAGCUACUUUAUAGCACUAGUGCGAAAAUUACCAUAUUACGCUAGGGAGUUAUAGCUUUUUCUUCACAAUCCAUCAUUCUGAAAUCCUGCGUCGUUCUGGCCUCUAUGGUAUGGAGGCUCUACUAAUGCAGCGACAGCUAGGGUGGUGUGGACAUGUCCUCCGUAUGGAUGACCGCCGGUUGCCCAAAACCGUAUUCUACUCUGAAUUGGUGGAAGGCAAACGCAAGCACGGCGGUCAGCAUCUGCGUUACAAGGACGUGCUCAAACGACACCUGAAUGCUUGCAACAUCAACCCUGAGCGCUGGGAGGAGCUUGCUGCAGACAGAGCAUCUUGGCGGUCCACCAUUUUUAACCACAUCAAAUCGUUUGAGGAAAACCGCCUCAAUGCCUUAGAUACCAAACGCCAACAACGUAAAGAGAGACCGAAGCCCUCUUACACGUAUACAUACAACGCGUCUGGCCAACUCUAUUGUAACACCUGUAAAAGAGUCUUUAAGACCAAGUUCGGCCUGGCCAGCCACAUUAGGGCCCAUAAUCGGCGUAAUCCGUAAUUGCUGAGGUCGCCGUCAUCGAAAUCGAUGAGGAGGACUAUAUAUGAAAUAAGAUCUUUUUCGAGCAAGUGUGAUGAAAAUAACUAUUAUUGUAUAGGUGACCGGGCUCACGGGCCGCAAGUCCGCCGUGUGCCCCGAGCACGCGCUCCGCCUGCUGGAGACCAGGAAGCACAAGAACGUGGAUCUGCACACGCUCGAGUUCCUCUCGUCGUUCACCACGCCCGCGCUCGAGGAGAUGCUGGAGCGGCUCGACGCGCGCACCGCCGGCGACCAGAGCGCCCACGCGGACCCCGAGUAGAGGUCAGUCAUAUUCACAUUUAUUUUACGAGGGGGGUGGGGUUAGGGUCGGCAACGCGCAUGUAACUCCUCUGGAGUUGCAGGUGUACAUAGGCCACGGAGACUGCUUACCAUCAGGCAGGCCGUAUGCUUGUUUGCCACCGACGUAGUAUAAAAAAAAAGCAUACAUUGUCAUUUUUUUUUUUAAUAUUAUAGGACAUUACUACACAAAUUCCGAAAAACUCAUUGGUACGAGCCAGGAUUUGAACCCGCGACCUCCGGAUUGAAAGUCGGACGUCAUAUCCACUCGGCCACCACCGCUUCCUUAUGUACGAAAUAUCAUUUUUAAAUAGUAUUUAUAAAUAUUUAUAUAUUAUAUAUAUCGUUGUCUAAGUACCUUCAACACAAGCCUUAUUGAGCUUACUGUGGGACUUAGUUAAUUUGCUUUUCGGUGAAGGAAAUCAUCUUGAGGAAACCUGCAUACAUCUGCGAAGAAAUUCAAAGGUGUAUGUGAAGUCCCCAAUCCGCAUUGGGCUAGCGUGGGGACUAUAGCCCGAGCCCUCUCGCGUAUGAGAGGAGGCCUGUGCCCAGCAGUGGGACGUAUAUAGGCUGAAUUAUUAUUAUUUUAUUAACAUAAAACAAUAAAUUGUGCCUAAUAAUAACACAGGUAAGGAGUAAAUAAUAAAAAUCUGUAGAAAUAAGAAAUAAAAUAUCAAUAUUAAUUCAUGUCAAAAAUUUAUUGGUUUUUUAAAGCUAUUCAGUCAGAAGUCCAGUUACGGAAAAGUAGACCUUCUGGAUUAAGAAAGAUUUCAAUUUUGAGACAAAUCCGAGAUAGCUAGGUGUGUUUUUUAUACAUGUUAUGUAACCCUCUUCAAUUCUCAGUCUAAAGUGAAGUCAUUAGUAAUAGGCUGAAUCAACUUUUUUUGUUUUGUUAUUCUGUCCCGUUGUCCAAGGGACAACAGUGGCACAGUUUGUUUGAAGAGACGUUGUAUGCCGUUCUAUUAACAUGCUUAGUAGGGGGCCCAUUAUGGACAUUGGUUAUAACGACCACAAAAACGCAAGUUUAAUACAUUUAAGUACCAUAGAAUCAGUAUUUCAAUGAACUUUUGUCCCCUGGACAACUAAUCGUAACCAUGGCAACGAGUGACGUAAAAAGUUGAUUCUCCCAAUAGUACAUUGUGCAACGAGGGGGGUAAGUGAAAUUUUGUACGAACUAAUUCGAUAAUAUCGAGCCUUUUCUAAAAACCCCAAAUUAGGUUGCGUUGUUUUAUCACAGAGUUCCUAUGUCCACCUCUUGUCUCCAUCAUCAGAUCAGCUCGAUGGUACCAUAAUAUUGCAUUGUCACCCGAGUUACAUAUGUAUGCAAAAUUUCAGCUCAAUCGGAAACCGGGAAGUUGGUCAAAUUUAACUUGCAAGAUUUGUUUACAGACAACGGUCAGGUGAAAGUAAAUAAAAGCUUGUUAAAAUUAUGUCUAUUUAAAAAAAUUGCGAUAUUUUCUUUUAGACGAAACCAGUGCAUCCACUCAAAAUGCCUCAGGAGCACACUGCAGCCGUCGACAGGAACGGCCGGAGCCCCUUCACUGAUGUUUCCAGGCCGAAUAGGGCUUACGAUUCCGGGAUCCCGCGCAUUUAGUCCCACUUGUUGUGGGAUUCCGAUCCCGCGGGAUUCGGGAUGUAGUUUGUAUCGUCAGCCUCCCAUCUUACAAGCCGGGAGAUAACGUUGCCAUUUUUUUAAACUGCGCACCGCAUAAGGUACCUACGCCAAAGGGUACUUAAACUGGCCUACUUCCAAAAUGGUUUGCUAUUGUGAAAUCAGUCAAACAAGUUCGUUAAUAGAAAAAAGCGCGGAUUUCAAAUUGUCUAUGGGACGAUAACAUUUCGCGCAUACAUUUUUUAAAUAUGCCACUUUUUUUCUACUGACUGAAAUUGCUUGACAGACCAUAAGUGUGAAUUUUGCGUCCGUAUUCGCUAGUGUCAUAGACAAAACUACAAGUUCACGUAAAAUAUAAGCAAAAUAAAAACGGGCCUUAUUUGGAGCAGGUACCUUAUUUUUGAUGAUUUUAACAAACGUGCGUUUUGAAUAUUUAGAAAAUAAUACUUUUUGUUUAAAUGAAAUUAAUUUAGUUUUCAUUUAUAAUGGUAAUUUGUAAAAGAGGGGUCCUCUAUUAAUAACAUCACACGAGGGGGAGGGAGG
This is a messenger RNA of Cydia pomonella (codling moth), 5656 nucleotides long. RefSeq names its product protein Jumonji-like. Gene Ontology annotation, molecular function: histone demethylase activity. The coding region runs from base 715 to 1191 and encodes 158 amino acids. Gene Ontology annotation, cellular component: nucleus. Lineage: Eukaryota; Metazoa; Arthropoda; Insecta; Lepidoptera; Tortricidae. Gene Ontology annotation, biological process: chromatin remodeling. The transcript is spliced from 3 exons. The record is from RefSeq and is a predicted model, not a curated record.